Lepus europaeus (European hare) is the source of this 754-nucleotide messenger RNA. It is a transcript of the gene TMEM139, whose product is annotated as transmembrane protein 139. Bases 107 to 742 code for a protein of 211 amino acids. The transcript is spliced from 3 exons. The record is from RefSeq and is a predicted model, not a curated record. NCBI's taxonomy places the organism in Eukaryota, Metazoa, Chordata, Mammalia, Lagomorpha, Leporidae.
GGCGGGCGGGCCAUGGCACUGGAGUGUGAGGAGGUGUCUGCGACUGCUUGCUCUGUGGAGUUCAGGAAGUCCUUACAGACCGGUUUGAGGAGCCUGGGGAGGGGCCAUGGUGCCAAGCCAGUUGUGGGGGAAACUGGAGAAGCCGUUCCUCUUCCUAGGCUGCGCCUCCCUCCUCCUGGGGCUGGCUUUGCUGGGCAUUCGGCCGGACAUUGCCUCGGUUGCUUAUUUCUUUUUCUCCGUGGGUGGCUUGUUUUUGUUUGGCUGCCUCCUGUCCUGUUUUCUGGAAUUUGGGUUCCGAGCAAUGCAGACAGAGAGCCCAGGGGCCUCAGACAAUGCACGGGACAAUGAAGCCUUUGAGGUGCCAACCUAUGAAGAAGCCGUUGUGGUGUUGGAAUCGCAGUGCCGCCCUCAAGAACCAGAUCAACCACCCCCGUACAGCAGCAUUGUCAUCCCCCAGGGACUUGAGGGAGGACAGCCUAGCCCUCCAGAGGAGACGAGGAGAGACAGACUGAGAAGGCGAGUAGGCUCAGAGGGGUCUUCGAUGCAGAGAGGCAGCCCUGGAAGAGCUCCAAACAGUGUUCGGCCUCGGGGACCACGGGUUGUAUCCACUGCUCCAGAUCUGCAGAGCUUGCGGGAACUCCCCAAAUCGGAGCCUCUCACUCCACCCCCCGCCUAUGACGCCUGCUUUGGUAACCCUGAGGAUGACAGUGUUUUCUAUGAAGACAACUGGACGCCACCCUAAAUGACGCUCCCA